AUGAUGUUUUUUUGGAGUUCAUGUGACUCCUUUUAUCAAAAUUUUGUAGUCUUCUGGGAAAAAAUGAAAUUUUUGGCUCAAAGAUGGUUAGUCUCUCAUCCAUUGUUGUUCAUCGUCCUGUGUAGAAUGUGUUAUAUUUAA
This is a messenger RNA of Cavenderia fasciculata, 141 nucleotides long. RefSeq lists its product as uncharacterized. The transcript is spliced from 2 exons. NCBI's taxonomy places the organism in Eukaryota, Evosea, Eumycetozoa, Acytosteliales, Cavenderiaceae. The coding region runs from base 1 to 141 and encodes 46 amino acids. The record is from RefSeq and is a predicted model, not a curated record.